CCCAUAAAUCAAGUGUGGGGCUUUCCUCGCAAAUCGGAGACAAUGAGCCGUGUUGAUGGUUCAUUUUGAACAGGCGGAUCCACGACUAUCUUCAUCUUCUAGGAAUCAGUACGUAGGGUUCGUGAAUCAAUCAGAAUCAUCAAGUUUACCACAAUCAGCCAUCUUCUAUUACGACUACUUCCUCACCUUCGGAUCCGAAUACGCCCGCAUAUGGAAGCAGCCGAAGACGAGGGGAACUUUGCUGUUUUUCUUGAAUCGAUAUCUCACUUUUUUCGGCGAUGUUGCGGUCAAUGUCGGCAAUUUCUACACGUUCCAUUCAGCAAAAAGUUGCAGAGACUACGCGCUUUACCGUCAGGUGCUGCUCAUCGGCGCUCAAGUAGUUGUUUGCAUAAUCUUGUGUCUCCGUACACACGCCUUGUAUCACCGUAACAAGCGAGUAUUGGCCUUGAUGCUGUUUACGGGUUUCAGUCUGGCAGGCGUUUCUAUUUAUGCUGUAACCGAUCAGAAACAAGGCGAAACGCUCGACGGAGGCUGCCAUAUUGGAUCUACCCGUAUCACAGCCAUCCGCAUAGCGGUUGCUUGGGAGUCCCUUUUUGUGUACGACGUGAUAAUUUUCUCUCUCACCUUAUGCAAGACAUGGAAGGAGCGAUUUCUUCACCCGAUCUUGAUAGAGCGGAUAGACAUUCUCGCUCUCAUGCUCCGCGAUGGCGCAAUGUAUUUUGCAGUGAUGGCAUCCGUCAACCUGGCCAACACCUUGACCUUCUAUUUCCUUCCGCCUUUGCUUGUAGGGGCUCUCUCUACCUUCGCUAGCAGCGUCUCCGUGACCAUGAUGUCACGUUUGAUGUUGAAUCUCCAUGAGAGCGCCAGCGCGCACCCGUCGUUCGCCACGAAUCCAUCUGGCACCGAAAAUUCAACAACCCUGUUGUUCACCUCCGAGAUCUUAAUGGAUCGCCAGGCUGCCGUAGCGGCUACCAAUGAGCAAGAUGUCACCAGCGAUCCUGACCGCCUCAUGGAUGAAGAACAACUGCCAGCAGGGGAAGAAUACGAGCUGCAGGAAAUCAGUUACAUACCAAGACAUCCUGAGACUGCGGCUGGACCAUCUCGAGGGGGAUCGGCAAGUCGAGCCAUCUGAAGGUAUUGAACGGACGUGACUUUCAUUCAUCAUGGGCUUCUGGCUGGCCGAACAACGUGAUGAUAGAGUGUAGAACAAUCUCGGCUUCCAUGCAGUGUAUUUUUUAGACAAAUGCUUUCGAGGUCUUUAGCAAUGUAUCAACGCCAUAACGUCACCGUG
Laetiporus sulphureus 93-53 is the source of this 1291-nucleotide messenger RNA. RefSeq lists its product as uncharacterized. The record is from RefSeq and is a predicted model, not a curated record. The transcript has 12 exons. NCBI's taxonomy places the organism in Eukaryota, Fungi, Basidiomycota, Agaricomycetes, Polyporales, Laetiporaceae. The coding region runs from base 56 to 1132 and encodes 358 amino acids.